GACCCAUGCUCUGGCUGCCGGAGGCCGGCCAGGAUCAGCAUCUGCUUGGCGACAACAACGAGGGGCCGGUGUUGCUGCUAUGGCGAGCAGUGGUAGCCUAACGACCGCCGCUUCGCCUAAGGAAGCGCCCGACGCCGACAGCGCCAUUACUCGCGGCCCCAGGGUCUCAGUCGCCACCUCCUGGGAAUGUCAAGCGGACCUGACCAAUGUCCUGCGCCUCAUUCCGGAGGAGGACGAACUCGGAACUGAGGAGCUUUUGGGCCCUCCGCAGAACGGUGAGAAUAUUGUGGUACUGGAAGGAUGUUUAAAUAAUGAAAACAUAGAUCCAUGUUUUCUCUACUUGCACUGUGACCCGAAUGGUUCUGAAGAAAUUAUGAGUCUUGGCAUUGUUAGUGAAGCACGAAACAUGGAAAUAUAUGUAGGAGAAGAAUAUUGUGCAACUGGUAGAGGACAAAAAGUCAUUGCUAUCCAAAAUGGCAGCAAAAAUAAUCAGGUUACAUUAUACAAAAAAUAUAUAAAAUUGGAGUGCUCUACAACCUCUUGUAAAAUUAAGCUACUCUCAAUCAGAGAAAAAAAGAGAGUACUCAUCAGCAGAAUCUUAGUGCAAGUUUCUACAAAACCUGUGCCAGAAUUUUCUAUGGUAGGAUCAAGCAUUGACUUGGACAGAGUGCAAGCUAUAAUGGAAUCUAUGGGAUCAAAAUUGUCACCUGGUGCUCAACAGCUCCUGGAUAUGGUUCACUUUCAACAGAAGAAUGGUCCCUCUUUUGGAAGCAAGCUACAAAAUAUCUUUGGGAGAAAAGGAUUUGUGUUUAGAAACAAUCAUUCUGUUGAUGGAUUGCAAAAGGCAUCUGAAUUUGAAAGUCUAAGCCACUUGCCCAAUGGGCCUUCUUCUCUUAAACCUGGUUCAACAGUUGGAAAAGUUCUACAAGAUUUAAAAACAUCCACUAAUAUAAACAAACAAGAACCUAAUAGAGGUAAUGUUUUUGAACCUCUGUGGGGUCUCACACCACAGCAUAAUGCCAUGCUUUCUCAAAAUGACUUUAAAGGUUUGAUGUCAUCACUUUUACAAGAGCAGUCAAAUGAAAACUCAAAUAUACCCAGUUCUACAUUUUUGUUUCCAUUUCUUCAAACUUUAUGUGGUCAAGUAAAUCGUUUACAAGUAGAUGAAAAGAAGAAACACCGUGAGAAUAAUUCUGCAUCUAUGUCUGAAGAUGUGGCAGCUCAAACUCUUCGAAUGGAACAGCCUAUUUGCCACUACCUGGAAGACAUAAUCUCCAAACAUAUGGAACUGAUGGAGAAGAGACUAACAGACUAUAUUGAUCUGCAUAUGCAGAAACUUCAAGAAUAUCUUGAUACUAAAGUUGCUACAAUAAUGUAUUUGGUUCAGAAUUCCAAAAACAUUAGAGAAGAUCAUGAUCCUUCAAAAGAAGGAAACUCCAGUGGGAAUACGUAGGCAAUCUUUGAAAAAUGUAAGAUCUUAAUGUAGUUUCCAGUGUCAAGUGUUCAUUUUGCUAGUCUUUCAAAACUUUAUGAGCUUGCUAAUAUUUAAAACCUCCGUAUUUUUACUUGUUGCUGUAUUUCUCCCCAGUAUUGUACACUAAUGUUUGUAUAUCUGAACCUUGCAAAACACAUUUUUUUUUACAGUUCAAAGAAUUUUUCUACAUCUACUUUGUACUUAUUUAUUCAUAAACAUUUCCAAAAAUAUACUUUUUGGAACCUUUAUCAACCUCCUAUUAAACAAUAGAUGUAUUUAAAAUUUCAGAAAGAAGUAUUUGUGACAUUAUCUCUAACUCGUUUCCUAGUCAUAAUGUAACAAGCAAA
Messenger RNA from Eublepharis macularius, 1821 nucleotides. RefSeq names its product chromosome 6 C10orf88 homolog (gene C6H10orf88). The coding region runs from base 80 to 1453 and encodes 457 amino acids. The transcript is spliced from 6 exons. The record is from RefSeq and is a predicted model, not a curated record. NCBI's taxonomy places the organism in Eukaryota, Metazoa, Chordata, Lepidosauria, Squamata, Eublepharidae.